Messenger RNA from Propithecus coquereli (Coquerel's sifaka), 1008 nucleotides. It is a transcript of the gene FNDC11, whose product is annotated as chromosome unknown open reading frame, human C20orf195. The transcript has a single exon. The record is from RefSeq and is a predicted model, not a curated record. NCBI's taxonomy places the organism in Eukaryota, Metazoa, Chordata, Mammalia, Primates, Indriidae. Gene Ontology annotation, molecular function: protein binding. The coding region runs from base 7 to 1008 and encodes 333 amino acids.
CAGACAAUGAGCUUCCAGGCGACAGGCUUGGGACUGGAUGAGAUGAAGCUGGGCAGUCGCCAGCUCUUCCUGGACCAGGAGGAGGCCGAGGAGGCCGAGGACCAGCAGCUGCUGGAGCCGGAGGCUUGGAGGACCUAUAUGGGCCGGCGCACGGCGCUGCAGGAGUUCCUGACCACGGACCUGAGCCCCCACCUGCUCAAGCGCCACCAUGCCCGCGUGCAGCUGCUCAGGAAGUGCUCCUACUACAUCGAGGUGCUCCCCAAGCACCUGGCCCUGGGCGACCAGAACCCGCUGGUGCUGCCCAACACCAUGUUCCAGCUCAUCGACCCCUGGAAGUUCCAGCGCAUGAAGAAGGUGGGCACGGCGCAGACCAAGAUCCAGCUCCUGCUGCUUGGGGACCUGCUGGAGCAACUGGACCAUGGCCGCGCCGAGCUGGACGCCCUGCUCGAGUCGCCAGACCCGCGGCCCUUCCUGGGGGGCUGGGGGCGCGUGGAGCAGCGGCUGGCAGACCUGUUGGCCAUCAUGGACAACUUCCUGGCCAUGAUGGUGCCGGGACGCCUGCACGUCAAGCACCGCCUGGUGUCCGAUGUUGGCACCACCAAGAUCCCACACAUCCGGCUCAUGCUGAGCACGAAGAUGCCCGUCAUGUUCGACCGGAAGGAGUCAGUGGCCCACCAGGACUGGGUCAGUCUGAGCUGGUUCGUCACCGUCCCGCCACCAGCGCCGGAGCCGUUCGAGCUGCGCUUCAAGCUGCUGGACCCGCGGACGCAGCAGGAGUGCGCGCAGCGCGGCAUCAUCCCGGUGGCCGCCUGCACCUUCGACAUCCGAAACCUGCUGCCCAGCCGCUCCUACAAGUUCACCAUCAAGAGGGCAGAGAGCUACACGCUGGUGUAUGAGCCCUGGCGGGACAGCCUCACCCUGCAGACCAAGCCAGGGCCCCCUGAAGGGCCCGCCCCCUGUUGGCUGGGCAAGCCCGGCCUGCCCCUGACUGCACCUUCUGAGAGAUGA